Molecule: messenger RNA, 369 nt
Organism: Colletotrichum costaricense
Lineage: Eukaryota; Fungi; Ascomycota; Sordariomycetes; Glomerellales; Glomerellaceae
Exons: 2
Coding region: 1-369 (122 amino acids)
Source: RefSeq, a predicted model, not a curated record
AUGAUGCGAGAGGGGCGACACCAUGACGGCGGCAAGGACCCUGAACCGACCACUCAACCCACCGUACAGAUACUCUGUGAAUUUUUCUUGAAAGGAAACCUGCCGAUCUCCGACCUCAACGCUCUUUGCUAUGGAGAGUCUGCCGCGGAACAGCUUUCAGAGCUCACCGACGCAAAGUAUCACCUGCAGCCAACCAAGACCCAUCUGUCGCCGGGCUACGGCUACGGAUACACGCAGGGCGCGAACCACCACAUCUUCAGGAUCCUUGCCGGAACAUCCCCCCUGAAGCGAUGCUUUCAGCUUCCCACGACGGACCGCAACGAGCUAAGGUACGGAGUAGAGACAUCGGGCGUGCGCCCUUACAAGUGA